AUGAAGAUCCUUUUAAUUCUCAGUGCUCUGCUCGCAGUUGCAAGUCCUUACACCUAUCAGAAAUGCGAACUUGCUCGUGUUUUACAAAGCAAUGGAUUGGAUGGGUACCAGGGUUACAGUCUGGCAAACUGGGUGUGUUUGGUUCAAUAUGAAAGCACUUAUAAUACACAAGCAAUUGGACACAAUAGGAAACGUGGAAAGAUUGUAUCAUCAGACUACGGGCUCUUUCAGAUCAACAGCUACUGGUGGUGUGAUGAUGGUCAGACCCCAAACACACAUAACGGGUGUCGCAAGAAUUGUGCUGAUUUUCUCAAUAAUGACAUCAACGAUGACAUUGUGUGUGCAAGAAGGGUAGUAAGAGAUCGCCAAGGAAUGAAUGCCUGGUAUGGCUGGAAGAAUAACUGCAAGGGCCAAGAUCUUAGCCAUUUUCUGGAUGGCUGUAACAUAUAACAGGCGAAAGAGCUGAUUUUUGGUCCACUUGCCGUAACCAAGUCUAAAACCUGCCGCAUUUAUCUUGACAUUGUUAAAAGUCCAACAAAGGUGUGAUCGGAUCAGUCGUAUUUUCUGCAGAUGUUAAAUACAUAAAAUUAUGUAAUCAUUUUCUGUGCAUUUGAUGAGUCUAAUGAUUGGGGUCCAUUUGAGGGCCCUCCUGAUUGGCCACCUUCACUUUUUCUUUGGCAGAAGCCACAGAUUAAGUUUGUGAACAGGACAUCUGCCAAUUGUGCCAAAGCACGGGGAAAUGGU
Molecule: messenger RNA, 744 nt
Organism: Carcharodon carcharias (great white shark)
Lineage: Eukaryota; Metazoa; Chordata; Chondrichthyes; Lamniformes; Lamnidae
Product: lysozyme C-1-like
Exons: 4
Coding region: 1-450 (149 amino acids)
Molecular function (GO): lysozyme activity
Source: RefSeq, a predicted model, not a curated record